Molecule: messenger RNA, 2274 nt
Organism: Linum trigynum
Lineage: Eukaryota; Viridiplantae; Streptophyta; Magnoliopsida; Malpighiales; Linaceae
Source: the annotation of a GenBank genome assembly
CAGUAGUUUUUAUUGCUGCUCCUUCACCCAAAACCCUCAACUGUCCUUCGUUUCUCUUAUGGUAUCAGAGCGCAGCGCCAUUCUUGGAGCCUGAUCCAGGACGGAGCAGCAUUUCUAAGUCACAAUGAGUGGAGGUAAGAACAAUCGAUGUCUGGUUCAGCUGUUCAUUCUUCCGCUACUGCAGCAACCAUGGCAUCAGCUCAAGCUACACAACCCUCUCCUGAUUUCCAGUUUGGUAACCCAUUCUAUCAGAACCCUAAUGAAAAUCUGUCUCAGUCUAUUUUAUCUGAAGUACUACAUGCUAGCACCUAUCAGAUGUGGGCGAGAUCUAUUCGCAUCGCCCUGAAAACCAAGUACAAACUUGGGUUUAUUGAUGGAUCUGUUGCCAUCCCAGAUCUGAUCCUAAUGGGUAUAGAGCAUGGGAUGCUUGUAACACUGUGGUGCUUUGUUGGAUCAUCAAUUCUUUGCAUAAGGAUAUCAAACGCAGUGUCCAAAGCCAUAAAGUGGCUCAAAAUCUGUGCGAAUAACUGAAAGACAGGUUUGGUCAAGCCAAUGCUAUUAAGUUGACAAAUCUCGAAGAUGAUAUUCAUGCUUGUAAGCAAUGAAACCUGACGAUUACCCAGUAUUAUUCGUUAAUGAAGGGAUUAUGGGAAGAGUAUUCAAAGUUUAACCCAAUUUUUCCAUGUACCUGUGCACCAGGACAAGUUUUACCUUGUCCAGCAGUUGAAGCCUUUAAGGCCAAACAAGAAACAGACUAUCUUGUUAGGUUUUUAAGAGGAGUGAAUCCUGCUUUUGAUGUAGUCAAAACCCAGCUCUUGAUGAUGAAGCCCCUUCCCACAGUUGUUGCAGCAUAUGGGGAUUUAUUCCAACAUGAACAAAAGUUGAAGUCAGACAAAGGAAGAACUACUCAAUCAGUAGCUCUUGCAUCUUAUGGUAGGCAGACUGGUCAAGGAAGUGAUAACAAUACUGGGAAACAAGCACCAAGUCAAGGCAAUGCAGAGGCAAGUGAAACAGGACUGUUUUGCAGAUACUGCAAAAAGAUUAAUCAUAACAUUGCAGACUGCUGGAAGUUGAAAAGGAAGAACAAGGAACAAGGUACUGGUAACCAUUUUGCUGAGACAGUGAGGCAUUGUGAUGUUUGUCAUUUUUCUAAACACAAGAGAUUACCUUUUCAUUUAAGUGAGCACAGAGCUAGUUAUGUUUUUGAUUUUAUCCAUGUAGACAUAUGGGGGCCCGUGGCACUUGAAUCUUAUGAUGGUUUUUCAUAUUUCCUUACUGUGGUUGAUGAUCAUUCUCGUGUUGUGUGGACCUUUCUUAUGAAACAUAAAUCAGAAACAAGAACAUUGUUGCAAGGUUUCUGUGUGAUGGUAAAGAACAAGUUCUCUAAAUCUGUCAAAACUAUCAGAAGUGAUCAAGGGAGAGAGUUUCAUAUGAAUGAAUUCUACCAAGAACAUGGGAUAAUACAUCAGAUGUCCUGUGUUGCCACACCAGAACAAAAUGGUAGGGUUGAGCGUAAACAUCAGCACAUUUUAAAUGUGGCACGAGCCUUAAGAUUCCAAUUUGGAGUGCCUCUGAAGUUUUGGAGUGACUGCAUCCUGCAUGCAGUACACUUGAUCAACAAACUUCCUACCCCUAUCUUGCAGAAUAAAAGUCCCUAUGAGCUGCUUUAUCUAUCUCCUCCAUCACUUGACCAUUUAAAAGUUUUUGGCUGUUUAGCCUAUGCCUCCACUCUUAGCAGUGAAAGGACAAAGUUUCAAACUCGAGAAAGGCAGUGCAUCUUUUUAGGGUACUCUUUUGGUUUUAAAGGCUACAAACUUUUUGAUCUAACAUCUCAUGAAGUUUUCUUGUCCAGAGAUGUCACCUUUUAUGAGGAUAUCCUUCCUUUUCAUGGAAUGGUUGAUGAUGAUGAAGAAGAUACACCUACCUUUCCUGAUCUUCCCACAGUUCAGUUUCCUGAUACUCAGGCUCAUGGGGGCCAUGUUGCACCUACACCUUUUCUAUCUUCAUCUGCUGAUGAAUCCUCUCAAUUUUUGGAACCUCAGAACUCAUCCUUUGUGGAUCAUAGUCCUGAGUCUCCUGCUUCACCUUCCUCAGCAGAUGAAGACCACUCCACAGAUGAAGAUUUUGCUGAUGCUGAGCCUGACUAUCAGGAAGAAUCAGAUGAUGAAUUGCUACUAGGGGAUUAACUGGAUGAUAAUGAGCUUCCACCAAGGAAAAGGAAGCCACCAGUUUGGCAUAAAGAUUAUGUCACUACCAUAAAUCAGAUUAGUCAAU